Molecule: messenger RNA, 1275 nt
Organism: Aegilops tauschii subsp. strangulata
Lineage: Eukaryota; Viridiplantae; Streptophyta; Magnoliopsida; Poales; Poaceae
Source: RefSeq, a predicted model, not a curated record
AUGGCGGAGGCAAGGCCGUCGUCGAGUUUCCCAGUCGACUGGGAUGGUCUUCCUACAGAUCUACUGAGGAGCAUCGGCGAGCUCCUCGAUGUGCCUUGCUGCAUACGGUUCCGCGGCGUGUGCCGGUCCUGGCGCGCGGCUCUCCCCGCGAUGCCGCCGCCGUGGCUGGUGAUCCCCGACGGCGGCUACCCCACCUUGAUGGACCACUUCACGUUCGUCUCCCUCCCGACGCGCGGCUGCGCACUCUGGGCACUUCCGGGCUCGCGCUGCGUCGGCUCCAGCGCCGGCUGGCUCGCCCUCCUCGACCCUAGCAUGAGCGUCACGCUACUGAACCCCCUGACAAACGCGCAGGUCCGCCUUCCGCCGCUCCGGCGAGACGGACACCUCUAUCCGAGCCCCUUCGGCGUCAACUCCGACGGCUCGCCGGAGUACUUCCACGCAGGUCCGCGGCCAGACAAACGCAUCUGCACCGUGCAGUAUAAGUUGAUCCAGAAGGUGGCCUUCUCCGCCAACCCCACCGUCCAGGACCACGCGGUCGCCGUCCUCUGCCGCUACGGGCUCGGCCUGGCGUUCACGAGAGCAGGCCUAGACGGCUGGCAGUGGCUGCACUGGCCUGACGCUGCCGGCCGCGGCGGACCGGACGUCGGCGAGCUCUACGGCGGCAGCAACACAGACCUUGACAUCGUGUACCACGACGGCAAGUUUUACUACAUGACACGGUGCGGGCAGAUAUGGACCCUCGACGCGGAUGCGGACGCGCCUACCCCCGUCACGCCGGUGCCGUUCGUCAAGUGCCGCCCUAAGCUUGGUCCCGACCACCGCCGCUACGGGAAGCAUCUCGUCUUCGCCCAGGACGGCAUGCUGCACGUGGUGUGGAGCGACGGCCCCGGUCUGCCUUUGGAAACACGAGACAGGCUGAUGCGAAUGCAUGUUCAGACCUACCAUCCAGGCGGCUCCCGGCCCCGGCGCUGGAGGAAGGCGCGGCACUUGAGUGGCCGAGCCUUCCUCAUCGGCAGCCGCAGCCACUCCCUGGCGGUGCCGGCGUCUGUGGCGUCCGCACCGUCGACGUGGAUAAGGCCCAACUGCGUCUACUUCACCUGCAUUAUGCCAGGAUCCGACUAUAUUAAUGGAGAGUCCGUGGAGGUGCUGCCUCCGGAAAUUUGGGAGUUCAACGUCAAGACCGGUGUCUUCCGGGAGUGCGACAGACGAGACAUCCCGGAUUCGGAUUGGCUCGAGUGGCCAAAAGCUAUCUGGUUUACGCCUUCCUUGUUGUAA